UAAAAAGUCCUCCAUAGUGGUUUCCUAGGUAAGGUACUGUACCUACCAGGUAUUGUACCUGGUAAUCACAGUCCGCCUCCCUGUGGCACCGCCCUGAACAUCUCAUUUCCCUCGGCAUAGGGUUAGAGACACAGCCUUAACCGUCAACCAGUCCCUUUUCCUCGACUGUUACGAAUUGCUAUUUCGGUGCGACUGCAUCGCUACUUUGCAAAUACAACUCCAUUCGACCGCUUCCAUGCUGCGUCGGCGCAGCCUCAAGUCCAAGUCGGACCUCAAACGCAGCAAGUCCACGUCGUCGACCCAUGGUGUCGUUCUUGAGCAUCUCGAUCCCGUGCUAGCACAACGGGACGCCCAUAUCGCUGCCUAGGAGGCAUACACCAGAGCCCAGAUCCGGGCGACGGCCGGCAUGUCACUGUUUCCUCCGAGCGCCCAGUUAUCUCCUGGCCGGCAACAGACUGAGCGGAGCGUAGCCAGUCAAGAUGAGCCUAGAGGCGAGGAUUUCCGCCGUCGACGGAGCGUACGGUUUAUGGGGCCGUGUUCUGUGCCGCCGAGGGGUCGAAGAGCAUGCACAGAUCUCGACUCGAGGUAUUCGGAUGCGGACUCGGCGAACACAACAGUGGGUGGUGAGACGAGCAGCUGCGAAAGCCAUAAUAUGGCCCUGAAUGCACCUCCCCGUCCCCAAAGAGCACCGCCACCCGCUCCGUUGCCCAGCAUGGCUACGAGCUAUCUCCACGCUCUAACCGCCCAAGACGAAUACUACACCCCGGAAGACGAUAUAGCCUCCGCUCCAUCGUCAUAUCGCCGUCUUCACAGAUCUCGAUCCAUGGUCAGCGAUCAAUUUGCCAUCAGGAGAAGCCACGAGGGCCCGGGACUAAGCGCAACGAAUAAACCUACAAAGCAUAGACUGCCGGGAGUAUCAUCUUCGCGCAGGUUCUUCCGUUCCGAGCCAAACGACAGCAAAUCCCCGAACUCCGUCCCGACUCUGAGGGCUCCCAAAUCGAUGAGUUUCUUAGGCAACCGAAAGUGGCAGUCCAAGUCCAGUUCGAGUCGGGAAGGAAGCACACGGGAAUCGAGACAGUCCGGCUUGGUGGAUCUUCCAGAGGACGGCUCGUCUUCUAUGGCCGCGCAGAGCACCACACGACUCAGAUACAAACCUUCUGCGCUUUUCAGUCUAAGAGGUCGCCGAGCCGACGUGAAAAUGCCCAAGUCUCUUCGCAGCAGCGGUUCGACUGAGGACUUCGGAGCAUCGAGCACCGUUUCCGAAACCCACUCAGAAGGGCAGGGGACGCUUCGAGUGAAAGCAAGAAAGGCGUCAAGGACACUGAAGAUCAAACUCAAGAACCUGUUUACUCAUGCAAAGCCCGAAGAAGAGACGUCUUCCAUCCCAUGCCAGCACAUCGAGGCCCAGAGGAGCCAUGCCACCUUCGUACCGACUUCUGACGGUGAGGAUGAGACUUCCACUGGCCAGCGCUGUGGAAUCAUUCGCAACCCGCCAGUGAAGGUGCCAUCACUUCGAGUCGUGUCACCGAGGCUUGCUCACUCUAACAAGGCAAGUUCGGAAAGCCUGAGAAGCGAGAGAGAACGGAACGUGUCGGAUGGCUCCUCCUUGACAACCUGGGUGCAUUCUGGGCCCAGCACACUCACAAGCCAGGAGCAACAGCAAUGGAGAGAAUGGGAAAGACACCGCCUUUCCGUCAUAAAAGAGAAUGGCGCACAUAUCCCAUCAAGCUCCCUGCGAAGACAGGCCAUUGGAUCCGACCUCUUCCGGGUCCCUGACAAUGCUCCCGGAACCGCUGUCGCCCUUGGCCCGAUUGUGGACAGCCAACGUAUCUAUUCGGCUCUCGUGAAGCGGAUGCAGACCAUGAACGCCCGCACCGAACAGGUGGAGGAGGAGGGGCAUUCUGGGACCCUAGCGUCUGGUGCCGUCGCGCCGGUGCACGAACGGUCCGGUAGCUCUUCAAGUAGCACGCCGGAGACAAUAAAGCGCGCCAUCCCUGAGCGAGGUUACUCCACGGCAUCCGAUAACAUAACCACGCCCACCAGAGCUUCGAGGAGGGAGGGUUUCUCUCGUGGCCAUGGUACCCGGGAUGAGCAACAAACCGCUUCUGUCGAUGUCACUCCGACUAUUUCCGGUGGCUACCAAGGCAGACCCAGUGAAGAUCUGGAACAUGACAGGCUGUCAACUAGCGGGCUUGGUGACGUUGCAAGCCAGCGCCAGGAGUUCCGGAACGAUUUGACAGAGGACCACAAUGACAUAUUUUUCCAGGCGAGCACACGAGCAGAUCAGCCGUCGAGGCUCGCCGACAGCCCCGCCUCAUACCUCUUCAGGACAGCAAGCCCUUACCGCCGUGCCCUUAGAAAGUCGAUGCAGGAGGAGCAGAAUGCCUGGGCCCAGCAAAGCUCUGCCAGUGAUCAAGUUUCUGACGCGGGCAGCCAAGCCCACCAUGAGAGCGGGCUGAAUCAACCUUUGCGGGAGACUAGUUCAGACUCUGCGAAGGAUCUAGACUGCACCGAGAGCGUCUAUUCCUCGGAUGGGGACGAGCAUGGUUCGGUGCAAUACGCCAGAGUCAACAGGCGAAGCAGAACAUUCGCAGAAACUCCAGCCAACUAUGGACGUGGGGGCUGGCGCGAGACGUCAACGGCAAGCUCGGUUGAUUGGAAGACGUGGCUAUCUGCCAACAUUGACAAGUUUGAACCCUCCGGCUCUUUCGCAAGGCCAACGGCCGUCAAGCCUGCCCUGCCACCCGUGGUCCGAGGCUCUCGCAGUAGCCAAUUCUCCUCGUUAAGACGCCAUGUCCGCGAAAACGCACAAACCCACAGCAACGAUGACUGCAACAACUAUGCGACCGACGUCGAUGACGACGACGUCUUUGAAACGCCGACGCGGAAGCCAGACUUUGGCACUGGCCCGCUCUCCCAAGUCGAACCGAACGUCGUCAGACCAAGACCAUCAUCCCCUUCCUGGUGGUCCAGCCACAAACGGACCACCAUUUUCGACACCAAUGCAAAUAGUAAUGCACCUAGCCUGACAAAGCUCACCAACGAGAACGAAAGCCCAAACCGAUCGUCUCCGCCUCCUCCCAUACCACCCAGGAGCAAGCUAAGGCCUGCGCCUCUGAGGAUUUCGAGACAGACGCCGCCGGGCUCGGGCAACGGUGUGAUGAGUCCGUCUGGAUCAGCGUCGGUGAUGUCAAGUCCUGGGUUGACGGAGGCUGUGCUGAGGCAGUUCGGGCCGGUCUCGACCAACACGGGGGGUUAUGGCAUAACUGAGAAGGGCGGCUAUGACCGGCGGGAAAGGGUGGAGAACCGGCGGUUGGGGAUUGCGGAGGUCUUGGAACAGGAAGAGAACGAAACGACGAGGUGGCGUGAUAAGGGAGAUGAGAGCGCUGCCUUUAUAUGAGGAGAUAUAUUUUGGGUUGGAAGCACUCUGUGGAGCGCACUUUUCUGUUUGAGCUCCUGAUGUGUGUGGCACGGCUCGAGUGGAUGGGCGCUAUCUGUUAGCAGGGCGAUGAACAAGGGUUUGGGGAAUUGGGUCUGUGUUUGGCUUGGUAAUAAGGGGAUCGAGACACAUCAUAAUGUUAUGUCGAGAGAGGAAAAGUGAAAGGAAAGUGCAGUAAUGGCGAGACGAGCAAGCAACGAUGGGGUAUGAGUUAGAUAUGACUAGAGUCCGGGCGCAGGUGCGAUUUUAUCAAGGUAGUGGGGAGUGCAGAUGUUUACCUGCCUAGGUGCCCUUCGGAAGUUCGCCUGCGUAGAUAGGUAAGGUAGUAUUGAAUAUUGAUGUCUGCCUACCGUAUGGGCUAUGGUCUUCCUUAUGUACAGGUAAUGACGG
Messenger RNA from Chaetomium strumarium, 3829 nucleotides. RefSeq lists its product as uncharacterized. The transcript has 2 exons. The coding region runs from base 407 to 3400 and encodes 997 amino acids. NCBI's taxonomy places the organism in Eukaryota, Fungi, Ascomycota, Sordariomycetes, Sordariales, Chaetomiaceae. The record is from RefSeq and is a predicted model, not a curated record.